AAACUAAUAGACAAAACGCACAACUUAGAACAUACAAGUAAAUUAUAUUAGUACUGCCUACUGUUAAUGUCACAAGCUGUUUCUCCCUUUGCCACCAAAGCUCUCAUCAAUGGCGAUUCCGAGAAUCCCUCUUAUGUUGUCGAUGAUGGUGAUGCUGCUGGUCUUCGCAGAGUCGGGCGACAAUAACCGUGUGUUCUCGCCCUGCGCCGACACCACUGUCCAGAAAUCCGACGGCUUCACCUUUGGAAUCGCGUUCGCGUCACGGGAUAAGUUCUCCUACAACAACACUUUGCUCUCUCCCUGCGACCGCAGACUCGCUCUCUCCUCGCAAAACUCUCAGAUCGCGGCCUUCAGGCCGAAGGUCGAUGAGAUCUCCCUCCUCUCCAUCAACACCACCUCCAGUUUCUUCCCGGCUAAUUAUGGUGGAUAUAUGGUUGCGUUUGCGGGUCGAAAAUAUGCUGCAAGGUCCUCGCUCGCUUUUGUUUCCAACUCUACAUACACUGUAACCAGCUUCACUCUUGUACUAGAAUUCAAAAAGGGUAGGCUGCAGAAUUUGUAUUGGAAAAGGGAUGGCUGCUCAGCAUGUUCCGGAGACAAUAAAUUUGUUUGCCUCAACAAUCAGGACUGUGCAAUCAAAACAACUGACUGUAAAGGGCAAGGGCAAGGGGCCUCUGUAGAUUGUAGUCUUGGGAUACAGUUGGCAUUCUCAGGGACAGAUAAGCACUAUUCAGUUCUCAACUCUUGGUAUGAAGUAAAAAACCUUCGUCAGUACUCCCUCUAUGGCCUUUAUGCAAAUCUUGCCGAUUCCCUCACGAGCCAGUAUAACAAGAUCUUCUAACCCCUUCACGUGCUUUGUAAAUUUUUUCCUACCAGAUAUGUUGUAAUGUGCCUCUAUUUUUUUUUUCUCUUCUUUUCCUGAUUUCUGUUUGGCAUUUGAUCUCUCUUUCUGUAUGUCGACACCUGAGGGUUAAAGUUGAGUUAUAGUGUGAUUGUGAAACACGAUUUUAUUCCCAUUCUGAUACGAAACUUCCAGUAUUUUGGCAAA
Vitis vinifera (wine grape) is the source of this 1045-nucleotide messenger RNA. RefSeq lists its product as uncharacterized. Bases 110 to 838 code for a protein of 242 amino acids. The transcript has 3 exons. Gene Ontology annotation, cellular component: nucleus; cytosol. Gene Ontology annotation, molecular function: metal ion binding. The record is from RefSeq and is a predicted model, not a curated record. NCBI's taxonomy places the organism in Eukaryota, Viridiplantae, Streptophyta, Magnoliopsida, Vitales, Vitaceae. Gene Ontology annotation, biological process: protein histidyl modification to diphthamide; tRNA wobble uridine modification.